AUGGCAACCAUCCACAAGCUCUUCAAGUCGCCUUUUUUCGACUUCGAGUUCCUUCGUCUACUGGCCAUGGCGCCACACGAAGGGGCCGAGAUCGGGGAAGCUCUAGAAGCAGCGUCCAAGAUCAAGGACCAAGAUCCAGAGUCAUGGUACAGCACGCUCCUUGAAACCGGCAAUAAGGCGGAAUCAUAG
Penicillium egyptiacum is the source of this 189-nucleotide messenger RNA. NCBI's taxonomy places the organism in Eukaryota, Fungi, Ascomycota, Eurotiomycetes, Eurotiales, Aspergillaceae. The record is from the annotation of a GenBank genome assembly.